AUGUUCGACAUGCGCGUCAUCUCGCGCGUCUUUGUGCUCGCUUGGCUCUGUCUCGCAGCGGAGCAGAGCAAAGCAGCAAUCGAUGCGCAUCUCAGCAUUCUUUCCAAAAGAGCAGGACAAGAAAUUUUUGGCGCUAUCGAGGGCACGGCACGCUCUACUCCUGCACUCCAUCGAGCCGUCUCGCAUUUGUCUCUGACAAGUGAUUCUCCAUCUCAUCGACCGGACAAGGUAAAAAAGUAUUGGCGUUGGGCCUCGCACACGUAUUCCUCCGACGAUGGCAAGCAAACCGUCGUUUGGAAAGCUAGACCCAGCGUCGGAGAACAUGUCAAGGCGUGGGAAAAAGCUGCAAAGGUGGGACACGAUGGACCGCUCAAAAAUGUGAGAGCAGAGGUGAGUUUACGACCGCAUCCAUCAUCACCACGGAUUGUAGAUGAAGCAUUCUCUCAUCCUUCAAUCACCGCUUGCGACUUUGUAGGCUCCGGGGGAAGAGCACACGACUGGUCUUCCCGACCUUCACAACGUUUAUGCAAAGCAUUCGACACCUCGACUCGUGGCUUAUGCAGAGUCGCAUCCGACACCAGCUGAGGGCAUCAACACUGCUCCGCCACGCAUCGAUUCCUCCUCCAAGCGGCCACUGGAAGAAGCACAGCCUGCUCAUGUUGAAGAAGAAGCCGCAACGAGCAACAAGGCGCAAAGGACCGCGUUUCAAGCUUCGCCCAGUUCUGUACGCUCCGCCGGCAGAGAAGCCCAGCCAAACCAAACGCCGCCGCCCGAUGCGCACAUGCUUGAGAGUGAGCGAGAAACUGUGCCCGUGCCUGUGCGCAGCAGUAAAGAGAGUGCUGCGGCCGAGCACGCGCAUCGGCUUCAGCAGCCUCCGUCUGAGAGUCUGGGUAGCACCAGUGAAAAGUCGGAUAGCGCAGCAUCGUCGCGCACUUCAUCCAGCAAAUCAUCUGCGCAAAACCCCAACCGUCGUCCACGACCUUCGGCCGAGCUGUUGGCGCUAGCGCACAAAGCUCAUCCGAGCGUUGCCGAGAAAUUGCUGCAGUUUGCAGAAGCGCCGGGGAAUUACAAGAUGGUGUUGCCUGCUUUUGUGCAUCAGCAUCAUCCUGAACUUGCUCAGGCACUCAUCAGAGAACAUCUCGCUACGCCCGCCAGGGAGUUUGCGCAACACGAUACCGAUCAUGCGAGCUCUUCCACGCGUGCGCAUGCGUUGCAAGGCGUCCAGAGUCGUCUUUCUGCUACUGCUGCUCCGGAUCAAGGCCGGAUGGUGCACGGCAAUGCGCCCACACACGCACAUGCGACCCCUUCACCAGCUCCUGCUACGCUCGAAAAUUUGGCCAAUGGCAGUCGAAACAACGUCCCGAUGGAGCACACCCUCGCCGGUGCCGCGCCGCGUUCGGCGACCAAGAGACCGGCGCAAGAGCUCGAUGUGGUUAGGUCAAAGACGCCUCGAACGCAAAGCACACUUCCAAGCUCGCUUUCUCCGGGAGUCGUGGCUUUUUUGCGUACCAAGGGAAGCGUGCAAGGCGCUAGUCAGGCUGCAUCUUCUGCCUCGCUGCACAAAACGAUUUCACACCGUGCCACGGGCGACGAGUCGCCCGCUCCUGUUCCGCGGAACGUUGUUCGUGCGACCACUUCAAAGGAAUCCGCUUUGCCUCUGGUUGCGCCAUCGACUGAUGCUCCAGGUUCAAGUCACCGCUUCAGCGAUCAGCAGGUGGACAAGAUGUGGCGCGAGACGAUCAACUCGAUCAGACACCAGAAUCAGGCUCACAAUCCUCGUCCUCCGGCUGUACGACCUGAUGCGUCGAGCUCCACAGCUCCACCAGGCACUCUACGAUUCCACGCGCAGGUGAGCGAGACUAUUGCUUCUCAAAAGGCCAGGCUUGCAAAUCCCUUCCGACCCCAAGCGCCGGCUCCGAGGCCAGGAACACAAGCAAGACCUGAACAUACUGCACCCAACUACCAUAACGUCUUACGAAGCCCGCCGUCCAAUCCGCAAAUUGAACUUUUGACGCAGGUGCGAAAUUUGCCGGCACGGGCAACUGACACUGUUCGUCCCGCAAGGCCUGAAAGGAUGCCGUCUGGUAGUCCUGCUCGAGAAGCGGAGCAAGACGCUGACCAAAAUGCUGAGGGAGCCCCAUCGAGGCAACCUGCGUCGCAGCGUACUCCUGACGAAGCGCCGCACAACGACAAACGAGACGUGCUUGAGCUGUCCGUGCAACUUCUCGACAAGCGAGCUUCGCGCUUGCCCCCCUUGACGGAAUCCUUUGACGAUACGUCGCGCCUUCCAUCAGAUCUCAGAUCCACCAUAGAUCUGAGCGGAACGGAGCGGCCACAUGGCUCGCCAUUGUGGGGCUCGGGUCAUGUAAAGAAGAUGGCAAGUGCGUGGAAUAGCCAUUUAGCCCGCAUCCAUUCGCCCUCUGCUCGCCAGCAGCCCACCCUCGCUUCCGAACUGGUCGUCGCGAGACCAACGGACGGCGGGUCGAGCAGCUCUCACUCUCAGCGUUCGUCCGACCAAUCUAGGCCAAUGGAGAUUUCUCCCAGCAUUUCCCCCGAGCAAGUCGUGCGCACGUCCCCUGCCAGACAAAACGAAAUGAGGCGUUUGCCGUCUAGCUCGUCAGGACGGCAAGACGAGUCUUUGGACAGAUCUCGUCGCUCACUUGCAGCCGUUGCGGAUACUCUGCUUGGGCGCGAAGAGGAGCAGACAUAUGCACCGCAUCAACUCGUCUUGCGCGCUCCAGCACCACCCGCAUCCGCUGAAGAUGGGCCCGCCGCAGCUUUCCUCAGACCCAGCGUCAAGCAGAUGGUGCAAGCUUUCGAAAAUGUAGCAAGUCACGGAAAGAAGAGUUUGGAUGCUGUCCGAGUGCCCGUGAGUUGCGCAAUGCCUCCGUUUCAUCUUGACCUCUGCUGACACUGUCGCUGCGCGACAGCAUGUCGAGCUUGGCAGUCAAUCUUCGCCCCUUGCUUUGCCGGGCCCGUCGGCACCGCACCGCACCGCAGCUGCUUCCCAGCCAGCCGCGCAUGCAGAAUUACGAGAGGUCGGCAUUCACCACUCUCGCCUCGUGACUUCGCCGCCCCGAGCAGAAGCGCCUAGCCGCAGCCCUCCUGGUAGUCCUGAAAGGUACUCGAGCACGAGGCAUGAGGUGGUAGACCCAGCUCUGCUCACCAAUAGCAGGAGGCAAAACAUGCGAUAUGUAGUCUCUGCAUCUCCUCCCGUGCCUGCGGGUGGCGGAAUACAGACCCAGCAACGAGCAGUCUCCCAACCUCCUCUGGCAAGACACACGACGAGCGAUUCGAGUUCUGAUCCCUUGCACACGUCGGAUUUUAUGACGACGACGCAGCCAUCCUCGAGCUCAUCCUCUUCGAGCAGCUCUAGCAGGGGCGGGCCUGUGCGCAAUCGCACUGCAUCAAUGUCUAUCCACACCUCGGACUUUUACACAACGUCGACGAGUGCAGGGACAAGUACUUCCACAUCCCACCCACCCUCGAGCGGCAGAGCGCAUCCCGAUGGACAUGCGGACCAUGCGUCGAGCUCAGGAAGGCAGCGAGGCCCCGGACUGGAUCUUCCAGAUCUCAACCUUGGACCUGGCCGUGCGCACACGGGUAGCGCUGGAUUGCGAGCGAUCAAUCCCCCCGCAACACCGAAUGAUUGGCUCUCUCUCGCUACGCCACAAGGAGCGCCGCACCCUGGUAGUGCAGCAGCCAAGGCGCUACCAAGCGUCGGAGAAAGCUCCCAUACUCCUUUUUCUGCACCCAGAGGCCAACCAGGAUCUCACCCAGAGGAGCAGCGAGUUGUCCCCUUGUCUGACCCUGACCCGUCUACCAGCGAGCGCCAAGUCUUCUCCUCCCAGCCCGCAGAGCAUCUGACCAUUGCGCAGGUGCAGCGACCUCACGUCCAGCACGCGGAGCCUAUCGGCAAUCGUAAGCGAAAGUCUGGAGGGGAAGAGGAGGGGCCAUCUCGUUCGCUGGCUCAAAGGCAUGACGGCGGCGCGGCUGUGCAGCAUUCUGAACAGCAUAGAGCUGGUACUUCGAUGAUCGACAGCUCGAUAGCGCCGAGACGCUCUCUCAGGCAGCGUACGACUCCGCAAUGGUUGCGGUCCGAGGAUGAGGCUAGUCCUGUCGGGCAGGCGAACGCUCCGCAGCUCAGGCUAGGACGCGGCCGGCCAAGAAAGCAGACGACUUCAAGUGCUGCACGCUCGCCGCAGCUUGAACGGCGCUCACCGGAGCUGCAACGUUUCUCAGCGCUGGCGCUGGACGGCAAAGCAAGAAUGUUUGAGCAAGGGGAGAGCAGCAAAUCCAAACUGGACGCAGUACUCGCGUGUUCAAAGUGUGGCAAACUCACUUGCGCCGAGUGCGGAGAGGUGCUGGCACAGCCAAAGACUCGCCGCACGCUUGGGAGCGCGCCUGAAGCUGCUGCCCGCAAAUUCCGCCUUGCCACUCCGAUAGAGAUUAUGGCGGCCAAGGAACGUCAAAAGGGGAUGCAGAAGCUUCAGCGCUACGCGUACGCUUUUGAGCCGAACAAACCUCAGCCGCAGAUGAGCACUGUGGUUUCUACUCAGCGCGGCGCGCCGUACGUGGGCCCAAAUCCUCACAUUGUCGACUACAACAAGCAGGUGCAGACGACUGACUCCAAGGUGCGAACGCCAGAAGCUACACUGGCGUGGCUGCAUGCGCAGUCGAGAGCGCACGCUCUGCCUCUGCCGCGGCUGACGAAAGCUACCUCUCAGCCUCGCGUUCGUGGUACACCUUUGCGGCCAUCAAGUACUGGGACAAUUUUGAGGAAGCCCAACUUGCGCCGAAAGAUCCCGAAGCCGCUCGAGCGAAUGCCUACCAUCCAUGAGGAGUGGGAAUACGUCCCCAAGCACAAGCAAGCAAUCUACCGCAGAGGCUUCCCCCUAAGGUUACCUCCGCAUUCUCCCGACCCGCCUGUGGAUCCGGGUCUGGCAAGUCUGCUGCACGAGAUGGAACAGCAAGACGCAAAUCAAAUGUCGCCUAGAACUCGCAAGGAGCACUUGGACGCGCUCAACCAGGUCCGCCUGAGCGUGCAUGGCAUGCAACACGUGCCCUCGCACGAAGUGUAUGAGCUCGGUCACAGGCUCGACGUUUUGGGUGCUGAGAGGCGAAAUUUGGCGCAAUUGAAGCAGAACCACGCGCAACAAGAGGCUUUGUUCCAACAGCUUGCCGGUGACAUCCUUGGUCCGGGAUGGCAACAUGGUCCGGCUGUUGCUCCCACUCGUUUGCCGUCCGGCAUCUCUACGGCUGAUUUGGCUCACCACAUCCAUGCCAAGACAGGUAUGAACGUGGCCGACACUGAUCCGGACGACUUGCAGCGAGCCUUGCAAAUGUCCAUGGAGCCCGACUCACCCAAACACAAGCGAGCUCGCUCGACAGAAUCCAUCGAACGGGCGUUUGGUGCGCACAGCGUAGGUCCGCAGAAAGCAAUCGUCAUCAAAGAGGGCGCACAUAAGGCUACUGCUUCCGGUGUGACAGGUCAUGCGGAAAAGACGCUCCAAAACCCAACGGACCCCAAAGGCAAAGCACCAAUGCUGUAUGUUGAGAAGACGGGUGCUGCGAAACGGCCACGCACGGAUUGGGAGAUUGCGAAUACCGCCGGAUCGGUGAGUCUUGUUAUGAGAAGAGAUCAAGUCUGUAUCGAGUGGGGGCUCGUUUGAAAGAACUGCAAGAGACUUAUAUACAUGCGUAGAAUAGAGGCCCGUGCGCUAUUCAGACCGUUCAGGUGCCUCAUGCAGAGAAGGGAACCGUGCACUCACUAAAUGACGCUCCUAUCUUUGCACAGAGCGGAUUGACUCCCGAGCAGAAGGCUGCAGACACGGCUCCAAGAAAGCCGGCGGCCCAUUCACCUACUCAUUCGGAUCAGACGAUGCACAUCAUUCCUUCUCCACCGUCUUCCCGCGGAUCUGCACGAUCCGACGAGACUAUGCAUGACCAGUUUUCUCCUUCUCCUGACCGCACGGCCUCUAGCCCUGGCAGCAGCAACACUUCGUGGAACGUUCACGAUCAUCAGCACAAACAUCAGCGUCGGGACAUUCCGGCCAGACUCGUCAAACGAGGACCCCCAAGCCCAUUGAGUCCAGGAGCAGAGGUGGAGAAUUUCCUGCACAUGAUGAAAGGCAUAGACCCUUCAUCCAUGUCGCCAAAAAGUGCGGCCGAACACCGCGCAACGCUCAGGGACCUCGAGACGCAGGUCGCACAGAUCAGAGGUGCGCGACACGGUGGACAUGGCUAUCCUCACGAGGACGAUGUCCCGCAUCUCGGCUCUCAAAGAUUCGCUCUCCCACUUGAGUCACCGCCUGGCUCUCCAGGAAUGUAUAGCGAUCCAGGGGAGCAACUCGUUCGAUCCCCAAUACACAUCGUUCCACAAAGCGACUCUGCGCCCGGAGACGUGCUUCUGAGUCCUCCUCGCAGAGACUCACUGGAUCACUUUGCCACGUCACCCACACCUUCGCGGACUAAAUCUUCAUCCCGGCGAAUCUCUUUCGAUCUGAACAAGUCGCCGAAAGCAAGCGAUCCUGAGCUCGAGUCAACGGCCGAAUCGGUCGGUCGAAGUCAGCGAAAACGCCCUGCGGAGUGGCACAAUCGCAACAUGCUGGCCAAUUCAUUCCUCUUCGGCACGCGCAAGCUUGCCGGGACCGUCAAGAAGCCCAAGGCUCUUACAUAUUCGGACCAUCUGACCCAGGCGCCAUAUGGCGACUUUCAUGGCGAGCCCGCUCCCCUCAAGCCCGUCAAGAUCGGUCCGCCAAAGACGCCAAGCGGUCAGCAGGCGGGUCUGGAUCCGAAGAAGGCCAAGCUCAAAGGCCCGGCCGUGCCUCCGGUCAAGGUGAAAGAUGCGGCCCGCGCAGUCGAAAGUGCACCUUUCCGAGCAGACACGGGGUUUGACGUUCACGGAAACCCGCGCAGUAGCCGCCCUGUCGGAAGCAAAUCCAGUCCAAAGCAAAACUCUCCAUUGCGUGCGGGAAGCCCCAGACCCGCAGAGGAGCUCUUCAGCAGCCCAGGAGCGUCGCCUAAUCAUCGUGCAUUCUUUUCGUCUCUGCUCUCUCUUCCCGUAUACUUGCGUGAGGACCCUGCUGGAAGAGGCUACGUGCUUCAUGGAGCGGCUCAUUCAAGUCCUUCGCGCACCGAGUCGUCGGAGAUAGCGCCGAUUCAUCAUCUUCACCGUCGCUCAGCAAAUCCUGGGAGGGCGCUUCGCCCGAGCCGAGCCUUCCUGUUGAUGCGUCGCACUGUAUUGCUCAUGACGACUGCCCUGACUCCCAUGGCCACUGCACGGCGUGCUACCAUUCAUCGGAGCAAGCUGCCCAUCUCAAGCGCUCAAAAAUUUGUCACUCCUCCAGAGCUAGCUCGGCGAUGGCCAGGAGAAAGCGAGCCUUUCAAGGCACUCGACGAGCAUCUUAGGCCCGGCAAGAACAAGAUUCUUCGCAACGCAAUUUCGAAACUCACCGCAUCGUUCAAGGGAGAGAAACGUGUUGACAGAGCUGCGACAUAUCCAUCGUCAUUAGCCCGAGCGUCCAUGCGAGAGCAUAUCACGCCCACUCGCCCCGCGGGAGUUGACGGUCUUAGUCCGAGAAUGCCUCAAGCUGUCCGGAAUGGCCAAACGGCGAGCAAUAUGCAGCUUGGAAAUUCACAAGACAGCGUUUUGUCCUCCUUCACCUCGCACUUUCGCUAUCUCAAUCCGUACGCUCCAAGCAUACACACGCCCAAGAGAGUGGCGUCAAUGAAUUCAGAGCAUUCUAUCGCAAGCCGGAAGCAAGAUGGAGUCAAGAUCUUGGAAACGAGCAUGCCACACAGUCCCGUGUCCUCACGUCAGACGACUCGAGCUACGCAGAUCGAGCUUGGCAGCCUUGCUCAUGAACAGGGCACAGCAGGGACUUCGACACUGCAAAGCGGGACGGGAAAAGGCAAGCAAAAGAUGCACAAGGAUCUGAAGCUGGUCUCUCCUUCCUACACGCAUCGCGAGAAACCAUCAGACGCCGAGCCAGCGGCUUCUCCAAUCGACGGCUUUGGUCAAAGUGGACGAUGGCACCACGAUCCGCAGCCAAGCUGGUAUGCAGAGCAAAAGUGGCACUUGUCUCACCAGGCACGCAGCGUCAAAGCGACACCGCGCGUCAAGGACGACUUGAGUCUGCCGGAACUGGAGAAGAGGCCCGGAAAACGAGCGCCUCCGAACUACCCAAAGCCAGGAUGGGAACACAAGGUGCAUCCUGUGGGAAACACGCCCGCACGAAACUCGGCCAACACUGCAGUCGAUCGAUUGCGCGACGCUUCGUCUCGUACUGCCUUGAGCGAGAUUUCGCCAAGCUCAGGGCCUUUGGCAUCGGUCGUCAAGAAGCCGAUUCGCGUGCCUCGGACAGAGAUGUUCGGCGCCUUCCAUUCAGUCAAUACGCGCAGACUUCUUCGCAGAGACAUUGUGGCGCAGGAACAGCGUCCUAUGCGCGGUCUUGGGAGCAGAGCCAUCGUACCGCUAUCUUCCGCGCUGCACCUUCACGAAGACUUUAUUCCGAUAGAAGAUGUGCUGGUGGAGGAGUCGCCCGAGGGCAUCAAGGAGUCUUGUCAUGUCCCGCGCCCAAGUUCUUCCGAUUCUGCUUCGCAGUUCGGAAGGACUUUGACUCGUAUCAAGCAAAAAGUGAAGCGAGAGGAUGAGAAAGUGAAGAAGUCGAUGUGUCCCGAGGAGGUGAAGGGUCAAGAGGAAUCGUCGCGCACGUAUAUGCACCCGGCUCCAGCACUGACAAGAAUACUGCGCAGAGCUCUACCACCGCCAAUCGAAGAAGGUGGGCAGGCUCAAGCUCGUAAAUUGAGCAGCAGUUUUGCAAAAGAGAUGGUGAGGAAGCCGUCGUACCGAGUUUGUUUGUUCACCCACCGACUCUGAAUCAUUCUUCUGAAUCAGUCAAAGAUUCAGUUCAGCUUUCCUGCCAAGCGCAUCGGUACCAGCGCUCGAUAUGCUGGAUACAAAGCAGAGGUGCAUCGAGCGACACAAAUCUCCAGCCGCAUAGAUACGAGCCCAGAGCCAAUCAGGGGCCAUCGAUCCACGCGCACGGGCAACAAUGACAGUCAGAUCUUCGCUACGCCGUUUUCGUCUCAACUCAAGAGAAACCCGACACGGCUUGCUCGAGCUCGCUCGCCCAUGAAGCAGAUCGUGCCACUGAUGAGAAUCAAAGAAACGUCUCGUUGGCCGGUUGAGAGCAAAUGGAAGAAGCAGAAGCAGCGUGAGUGAUUCGCGUGGAAACGUCAAGCUAGUGUUGGGAUCCUGAAUCGCACCUUUGCUCGCCUGUCUGUUGCAAAAAGAUGCGCAGCAGACGCCCACGAUGGCCUCUAGCUCAGCGGAUAAAGUGGCGCUGUCCAGCCAGCCUGGGCUUGUGCAACUGCAACCGACGGCUGCGUUGGAGAAUGUGUCUAGUCAAGGCUACCAAGGACGACUGACGCGUCAAAAGUCGUCCAUGGCUGGCGUAGCAAGUGCGGCGGAGCAAGAACAGGUGGUUGGAGCUGCCACUACUCUGACUCGGAUGAGCAGCGGCCAUUGA
Ceraceosorus bombacis is the source of this 9533-nucleotide messenger RNA. NCBI's taxonomy places the organism in Eukaryota, Fungi, Basidiomycota, Exobasidiomycetes, Ceraceosorales, Ceraceosoraceae. The record is from the annotation of a GenBank genome assembly.